Molecule: messenger RNA, 8211 nt
Organism: Chinchilla lanigera (long-tailed chinchilla)
Lineage: Eukaryota; Metazoa; Chordata; Mammalia; Rodentia; Chinchillidae
Gene: Kcna1
Product: potassium channel, voltage gated shaker related subfamily A, member 1
Exons: 2
Coding region: 1427-2914 (495 amino acids)
Biological process (GO): potassium ion transmembrane transport; protein homooligomerization
Cellular component (GO): juxtaparanode region of axon; synapse; dendrite
Molecular function (GO): delayed rectifier potassium channel activity; protein binding
Source: RefSeq, a predicted model, not a curated record
UGCAUUGCGUCGGACCUGACCAUUCCCAAUGUGAAAUUCCCGGGGAAGGUCGCGCCGUGCUGGGGAUCCUGCGUGCACCGGGCUGCGUGCGGGCCGCAAGGGUAGUAGAGUUGGUGGUCGGCUUUUCUGGCAGGAGAGGAAAAAGCUGUGCCGGCAGGGGUGGGGACUGAAUGACAACCCCCCUCUGCCGAGCCACCCCCUCCUAUUUUCCAUCUACCUCCUCGAUCCUGCCCUCCCCCGCCCUCCCCAACCCACGCCCGGGUGGGCCAAUCGCUGCUCUGCAUCCCAGGCGCUUUCUCAGGUUUCUGCUGAUCUUGCAGCGCCCAGAAAUGGAGCGCGCGGACCCGCCGCCGCCGCACGCGCCCUGCUGCACUCGCUGCUUCUGAAGGCUCCGGUGCGCCAAGCGGCCGCGGCCGGGGCCGCGCUGGGGUGCGGCGAGCAGAGGGCCCGGGAGAGCCAUGUAGAGCCAGGAUCGCACCCGCCCGCCUCCAUCGGGAUCGAGUCGCGAGCUCCCACGGUGUUCGGAAGGGGCGAGAGUGCUGUCAAUCGUCAUUUGCUUCGGAGCUUCGGGAGAGGGAGGCGUUUUUUGCUUUUCCGCCCCGCAUCCUCUGGAACUCCCUGCACGCGAGGCAGGACACAGUCUCCAGGUUGGAAAUGGGGGUAGGGAAAAGACAUUUCCGCCUCAGAGGCUCAGAAGAGCAACUGUCCGACUGAGAGAGGGGCAGCACGCGCGGACGCGGAGGGCUGCGAGGGCCCGCGCCUCGGAUGCCGCGGCGUCAGCCAGCGCUCGCCCGGACUGCAAAGGCGACCUGCCGCAUUCCGCCGGGGCUCACCGCCGACCCUGCACCGCCUUGCGCCAAGCCGCCUGCCAGCGUCCAUCGAUCGAUCGCCCUGGUGGGAGCUUAAAGGCGGCAGGCGAAGAGGGGUAGGAGGGGGGAGAGCCGAGGAGCAGCGCAGGGGGUGGCGGGCAUGGGGAUCUGCUGAGCUGGCACCGCACCCAGUCCUAGGGGCUGUGGAGGGGAGGGGAGGCAGGGCGAGCCCAGAAGCCAUGGCCGGGGCCGCUAGAACGACACUGCGUUAAGCACCUCGAGCAGGAGCAGGAAGAAAUACCAAACACAGCGCUCAAAGCAGAUACAGAGCUCCCCGCCCCCCAAAGCCAACCCUUGCAAAGAAAGAAAAAAAAGCUGCACCCGGGCCCGCAGGAGGAGGGGACCCCAAACCGAGAGAAAGGCAGGGGGGAGGGAAGGUAGUGCCCAGCCCUAGUGCCUUUCUCCGGACCUGUUUUCUUUGAAGUCCCUCCCCAGAGCCUGGGGAACACUCACUGUCUGGAGGGGGCACCCCGGUACCCCCCUACCCCGCGCCCAUCGCCGUUUCGGAGCGUGCUGGGCUCUCUCUUGGCAUCCUGCCCCUGCGUCCCUCUUCCACCAUGACGGUGAUGUCGGGGGACAACGUGGACGAGGCCUCUGCCGCCCCGGGCCACCCCCAGGAGGGCAGCUACCCCCGGCAGGUGGACCACGACGACCACGAGUGCUGCGAGCGCGUGGUGAUCAACAUCUCUGGGCUGCGCUUCGAGACGCAGCUCAAGACCCUGGCACAGUUCCCCAACACGCUGCUGGGUAACCCCAAGAAGCGCAUGCGCUACUUCGACCCGCUCCGCAACGAGUACUUCUUUGACCGGAACCGGCCCAGCUUCGACGCCAUCCUCUACUACUACCAGUCCGGGGGCCGCCUGCGCAGGCCGGUCAAUGUGCCCCUGGACAUGUUCUCUGAGGAGAUCAAAUUCUACGAGUUGGGCGAGGAGGCCAUGGAGAAGUUCCGUGAGGAUGAGGGCUUCAUCAAGGAGGAAGAGCGCCCCCUGCCGGAGAAGGAGUACCAGCGCCAGGUGUGGCUGCUCUUUGAGUACCCGGAGAGCUCUGGGCCCGCGCGGGUCAUAGCCAUCGUCUCGGUCAUGGUCAUCCUCAUAUCCAUCGUCAUCUUCUGCCUGGAGACGCUGCCCGAGCUGAAGGAUGAGAAGGACUUCUCAGGCACCAUCCAUCGCAUCGAUAACACCACAGUGGUCUACAGCUCCAACAUCUUCACAGACCCCUUCUUCAUCGUGGAAACCUUGUGCAUCAUCUGGUUCUCCUUCGAGCUGGUGGUGCGCUUCUUCGCCUGCCCCAGCAAGACGGACUUCUUUAAGAACAUCAUGAACUUCAUUGACAUCGUGGCCAUCAUCCCUUAUUUUAUUACCCUGGGCACGGAGAUAGCUGAGCAGGAGGGAAACCAGAAGGGCGAGCAGGCCACUUCACUGGCCAUCCUCAGGGUCAUCCGGCUGGUAAGGGUGUUUAGGAUCUUCAAACUCUCCCGCCACUCUAAGGGCCUCCAGAUCCUGGGCCAGACCCUCAAAGCUAGUAUGAGAGAGUUAGGGCUGCUCAUCUUUUUCCUCUUCAUCGGGGUCAUACUGUUUUCUAGUGCAGUGUACUUUGCCGAGGCGGAAGAAGCUGAGUCGCACUUCUCCAGUAUCCCCGAUGCUUUCUGGUGGGCGGUGGUGUCAAUGACCACUGUAGGAUACGGUGACAUGUACCCUGUGACAAUUGGAGGCAAGAUCGUGGGCUCCUUGUGUGCCAUCGCUGGUGUGCUGACAAUUGCCCUGCCCGUACCUGUCAUUGUGUCCAAUUUCAACUAUUUCUACCACCGAGAAACUGAGGGGGAAGAGCAGGCUCAGUUGCUCCACGUUAGCUCUCCUAACUUAGCCUCUGACAGUGACCUCAGCCGCCGCAGCUCCUCCACUAUCAGCAAGUCUGAGUACAUGGAGAUCGAAGAGGAUAUGAAUAAUAGCAUAGCCCAUUAUAGACAGGCCAAUAUCAGAACUGGCAAUUGCACCACAGCUAAUCAAAACUGCGUUAAUAAGAGCAAGCUAUUGACCGAUGUUUAGGAAAAGCAAGUAAGCAGGCGAAAAAGCCCCACUCGAAAGACUGAAACACCCCAGUGACUCAGGUCACACUUUGUAGAUACUUUACUAAGUAGUCUUUGAAUGCUUUACUUGACUGUCAAUGCAUUGUUGCAUUGUGAAUUUUGGGAGUGGCGAACCAGAAAUUUUCAAGAUCCAUACAAAAAAAAAAGGGAAACUAUUUUCAUUUUGUUAAAAAAAUGGGAAAGGAAAGAGUAUUUUCUAAAACCAGCUUUAAAAAUGCAGUCCAUCAACUAGUCCAGGUAAAAUAAGAUUCGUAUGUUUCCCCUUAUUGAAUCAUUUCUAAUCCUUUGGCUUCUUUAAAAAUUUUUUUAAAAAAACUAAAACCCAGAUGAUCAGUUAGAAAUAUAAAAUUAAAAUUUGCACGAAAAUCCAACUUAAGAUCUUUGCAAAUCCCACAGCACAGUAAAGGCAGUGCUUCUGACCUAGUCUAUGUAAUAUGAUAUACCAGCUACAAUGGGCAAUGAAUACAUGGUUUUAUUUUGAUCAGCUGAAUGGCAUAUUGAAAGGUAAACAAAACCAGAAUCACUUCAGACUGGUUCACAAAGCACCUUAUCAAUCUGAUACUGGUCCUGAUCUAUGAGGAUUUUCCCUCUGCCCCCUUCUCAGACUUCUAAUCCAGACUCUAACAGAAGGAUAACUGAGUUAAUGUAAUUGAUUCAUCUGCAGUGCUGCUAAGAUUUCUCAACUGCAGGGGAUCCAAAAACAGGUCUUUCCUCAUCAGUCCUGCCCCCUGCCCCCUGGUCUUCAGAACUGGAUAUCAAAUCUUAGUCUCCUUAUUGCAAGAGAGCACAAACGGAGUUACAUGUAAGCAUGCUUGAAUCUGGUAGCAUUUAUUUUAUAAUCGCAUGCAGAACGUUAACCCAGACAAUAGGGAAUAAGUUUACGUUGAAAUCGACUCUUCUAAAACUAGAUCCUUUUUCAUUUGCAUUCACCAAAAGUGCACUCCUUCAUUUAUUAACUCUUUUAGUAAAUAAAGGAUUGUAUUUAAGUGCAUAUGUUAGUCAGAGGGGAACAAUAACUUUUUGGCGCUCACAGCAUGUUCUCUUAUUCAGCAUUAUGACCUAUUUGAUGAAGAUGUACCUUGAAUUAAUUAAUGCAUGAUUUCAGUAAUAAAAAUUUAAAAAAUAAUAAAAGUUUACAAGUCCAUGGGAUGAAAGACCCAAAAGAAUAAUGGGGGUGGGGGUGGGGGACUCAGUCAAUUUUCCUGCGGUUGAUCAGGGAAGCGUCAGGUUUCUGUGCAGGCUGGAGCAGAGAGAGGACCAAUAUGCCCAUACUUUAAAUGGGAACAAUGUUGAAACUUAAUAAGUCAUCAAGGUAUAUAUAGUAACACCUAAGAACAAGUAUUCUUUCUAGCUGAAGAUAAACCAAGCAAAACAACACACAAAAAAGGUGCAAUAUUGCAUGUUCUUGGUGCAUUCUUAGGAUGUAAAUGAUGUUUAUCUCUUGUAUGCAUCCAAAGCAGAGCUGAUUUCUUUUUGCAGUCAUGAUUUGAAGUCGUUAAGACUUUGACCCUCCCCUUGAAGCUCCCUGAAGAAACUCAACCAAUUGAUUUAAUAGUUGCUUAGUGCCUUUAUCCUGUACCUACAGUGAACUGCAGAAAGUGCCUCCAUAACACAGCUGAGAAGUUAUGUAACAAGAGGGAAGGAAGGGUUGGGGCACACACAUUUUUCUUUUUCUUUUGUUUUGUUUUUCCAUUCUCACUCUCACUUCACCACUGUGAGAAGCCCACUCCACCCUAAAUCCUGGAGAGGAGAGAUCCAGGAGGGUGCUGUCUCUCUGGCCAUCUACUGGACUUGGUCCCUUGGGCAGCCUGACUCGGAACGUGACCUGAGACCCAUCUUUGAACUGGACCUGGACUGUGAACUCAUUUUUUCUCUUCUCCACUGGAAACCAAGAUAAACUUUUGGGAAUUUGCAUCCUAUGGAGGGCCACUCUGGACAUGCAAAGCUUCGUCAGGUCCAAUGUGUGCUCCUGGUACAUUUCCUAUUUCUUUCUCUAUUUGAUAUAGUACUUUGCAAAUCACUGAGGGUCUGAUCUCUUCAGGCAUUGUAGUGGAUUUGGGGGCACUCAGCGCGCAAUGACCUUUCCUAGGCCUGCCCUCCUGGCCUACCCAAUCUAGGUUUCCUCAGUGCGCCCAUGACCAUCCCACCCAGUUCAACUGAGCAUCUAACUUCUGCUACCCCAGGAGCCGGUAGAGAACGAUGGGGACCCUGUGCCAGCAGAAAAAGCCAGCAGCUGUCCACCAGUGCAGAGGCACUCAUACCCUUUUUAAGGACAACGAAGUGGGAAGUCUUCGUUCUACACUCAGCAUGUAGUUACCUGCUGCGGACCACCUUACAUUCCUGCCCUGCUUCUUCUGGAAUUUUCCCUAUUCCAUCCCUUUCCCCCAUUUUACCCUCAAACUAGCAGUCAGGCAGUCAACCAGGCAAUCAACACCACGUCAGGCUUGCUGACUCGAUUAAAGGAAAGAACAUGGAUACUUAUUUCCCUGUGCAACUUUUGUGAAUCUGAAAGGUGAACACAGCACACUUCCCGGAAGAUGAGGGGCCAACAACUGUAUAGCCUCUGACUCCAGGGCAUUCACUCCUCCUAUGUGAUGUUCCUCUGAACUCCUCCUGGAUGUCCAUCUCCUACUUGCUUCACAGUCCUCCCAGAUUGGAGGAAAAUGCCAAACCCUCUCCCAAAUUCCAGGGCUGUCUUGAUCUUUUCUUUUGACUUUGAGGUCUAGGACACCACAGAACUUAAAACGCUGCACUCUGUCAACAGCAAUAAUCCUCUCAGUACUGUGGCAUGGACGCGUUAGAGGAUGAGAGAACAGGACUGAGCCUAUAAGAUUGACUGUGGCUGCUCAGUGUACUCAUCGUCACUCUGGACUGGCUGAUUCUUCUGCAUGCAUUACAUGAAUAAGUGCUGCAUGCAGUGAAGCUGUCCGCCUGGGGUUGGGGAUGAGCUCUUUUUAUGAAAUUGAGGUGUUCUGGGGGGAAAGAAUGCUGCUUAUCCAUCUGUAGCUCAUUGCAAUGAAUUUAGUGAGAAUGGAGUACAGGGAUUAUCUGUGUAGCAUAGGCAUGCAACAUCCGACCAAGCUCUUACCCCUUGCACUGUAAUGUGCUGAAAUGUCUUUGUAGGCCUGAAGGUGCACUUAACAAAACUACCUACUAAGGAAUGACUAUCAUUUGGUUUACUUAUCUCAUGUUUAUUUUCUCAGGCUCUUUGCCUUUCUAUCCCCUUAGGUACUGAGCUUUGAUGGCUCAUGGCCCUGAUUAUUCGUUUUUUUCAGAAGAAGACUUCUGAUGUGCUGAUAGCCAUAGCUCAGCCCUUCCAGCUAGGGGCCCUAGUUCAAUAGGGUGGCACUGGAGGGUUGGGCCACACCAGGGCUGUUAGUCAUCCCAGAAUCUCUGAUGUGAUUAACUUGCCUCAAGUGAUCUGAACCAGAGAGACCAAAGACAUUCAUUUUCUCUGUCCUCAGAUUUCUAGGUAUCAGAUCUUAGCCAGGAAAGGUUUCUUUUUUUGCAUCAUUCCCCUUACCCAUCUGUGCACACCUCCCUCCCUUGAGACUUGAUGACCAGUUAAGUUCAUCUAUUGGGUAUAUGUUAGUCGGUUAGCCCAGCAAAAUCUGAUCAAUGAAUGAAUAGCAAGCUUUUCUCCCACAUUCUGUCCAGUGGACAUCGUUUCUGUAACACAAAAUUGCACGGUGCGUUUAGAUUCUGCAAUGGUGGAGCUGAAGUACAAGGGAUAUCAUAAUCUUGAUUCACUUGAGCAUAAGACCAAAAAAUACACAUAAAUGGUAAAUGAGGUAUAUAUUUCCUAAUGGAGAUUUGGUUUAGUCCAUAAAGGGCCUUCUUCGUGUUGCGUCUGUUACAAUUUUUUCACAUUAGUUAGUAUCUGAACGAAUCAGUAAAAUACAGUUCCUAACCCUCCCAUUUGUCAUAGGAGACCUCAAAACCCAUGCUUUUUAACUAUCUUAAAUUUUAGUUCUUUGUUUGGUGGAUUGGACUGAGCAGACAGGAGAGAGAACAUUAGCAGAAGGCAAUUACCCAUUUUCUUCCAGGAACAACUUAUUUCUGGGAGUGGUGAGAAUUGGUGGGUGGCAACCAUCCAUAGAAUAAAAUUCUUAGAAAGGCUAUAAACUUCCAAACAACUACUUUAUCUUCCAGUUUGUUUUCCAAGCAAAGGUGAAGUCCUUUGACGUUUAUGUUAAGAAGACAAACAAAAUUUUAAGACCAGACCCCUCCCCCCCAAAAAAAACAAAAAACAACAAACCCAAGUUACGUUGUGAUCUCAGGAAGUGACCUUUCAUCUACCAUGCAGUACAUUAGCACUUGUUAUUUAUAACGGGGAAUUUCAGGGUAUAUGUGAACAUGUCUGGUAUGACUCAGGUAACUCUUAAAAGAAUGUACAUUACUUACCACUUCUGUAACGAAGUGAACAGGAACUGAAUUGUUAACCAAAACUGUUCCAUUACCUUGGCCCACUGUGCAGACUUCUUCAGACUUCUUCAGGGUGUAGAUGUAAGGUGAGAAGCCUGAAGAUCAAAUGCUAGUCUCUUUGCUCAGACGAAAUGACCGUGGGCUCUCUGGAGGAAGCCCAGGGUGUAUGUGAAGGGUAAGACCUUCCUGACCUCAGGGCUGUGAGCUUUAGGGAGCCUUAGGGGCCCAAGUCACAGUGAUUUUCAUUUAUGAUAUGGAACUUCACAGCAUCUAGAAAAAUUUUGUCCUACAAUCAGAGAAGAACAAGGAAUGGUGUAAGGAAACAAAACAAAACAAAACAGAAACUUCUUGCAGAAUACUCCAGGUCAAAAGUUGUCUCCUCUCCAAAAGUUGCAGAUGCCCUUGCUCCUGCUCAGUGCGCUGUUUGGGGACCACAUGUGCAGUGGCUGUAAGCAGACUGCCAUAAAAUGGUUUUUUUAUGACAUACCUCUGGUAUUACAAGUUACAGAGGUUAGGAAUGAAAGCUGAGUAGUACUGACCUGAAGUGCACCAUCAGGACAACAAACCAUUUAAGCUGAAAAGGCUUUCUUUUACAUUUUGAGUUUGUCAGUCACCUCCCCCUUGAGUUGAAGAUGUGUCUCAUUUGCUCCCCACCCACCCCGCAGUCCCCUCACCCUAACUGUUCACCACGUCAGGUAGAGGACAUUGAAUGUUAUGAAUUGAGAACCUAAUUGAUGCGCAUAGUUUUCAUCUAUGCAAUUUUACUUGCUUCUGUCACUUUAUGAUCUGUUCAUACUUGGCAUCAAUUAAAGAUAAUUUUUAAGGAUCUUA